Messenger RNA from Oenanthe melanoleuca, 6547 nucleotides. It is a transcript of the gene RUNX2, whose product is annotated as RUNX family transcription factor 2. Lineage: Eukaryota; Metazoa; Chordata; Aves; Passeriformes; Muscicapidae. Gene Ontology annotation, cellular component: nucleus. Gene Ontology annotation, molecular function: DNA-binding transcription factor activity, RNA polymerase II-specific; ATP binding; RNA polymerase II cis-regulatory region sequence-specific DNA binding. The record is from RefSeq and is a predicted model, not a curated record. Bases 784 to 2160 code for a protein of 458 amino acids. The transcript has 6 exons. Gene Ontology annotation, biological process: hemopoiesis; regulation of transcription by RNA polymerase II; regulation of cell differentiation.
UCUCUGUGUGUGUCCGGAGGAGGAAGAUUUCUUCGGAGGAAACCGGGACGUUCCCCUGAACCCCCCCUCUCCUCUCCGCUCCUCUCCGGGGCUGAGUUACGCUACGAUUCUGGCGGCCACCAGCAGCAGCAGCCCAGGAAGCUGAACCAGCAGCGAGUUCCACUUCUCCCAAGACAAUCUUUGGAAAAUCCGAAAAGGAAAAGAAGACGGGGAGGGAGGGGAAGAAAAAAGGGAAGAAACUCGAGCACUUGAGGGAAGAAGCGGUGGCUAGAAGGAGGGAAAAGAGCAAAGAGACUGUGCGAGAAGGAAGGAAGGAAGGAGGAGGAGAAGCAGCAGCGCUUUGCAGCUGGGCAGAAGCCGGGACCAUGCAGUUUCCAGCCGGGCUGUGCUGAGAGGGGCAGCCCCGGACCCACCGCCAGCCUCUGCCUCCUCGCUGCUCCAGGCUGCAGGCACCCCCAGAACGGCAUCACCCCUCGCCCCGUCCAUCUUUCUUUAAAAAUCAAAACCAAAACAAACCAAAAACAGACUGAGAUUUUUUUUUUCCGUGCGUUUAAUCCGCUCCUUUUUUUUUUUUUUUUUCCUAUUUUUUACCUAAUUUGCUUUUUUGCCCCUUAUCUUCACCCCUCCACUUUUUCAUUCACCCCCUUUUUUCACUAGAUAUAUAUAUAUAUUUUUUUUUUUUUUUUUUACAACCCCCACCCCCCACUACACGCCUCCUCUACCAGCGAUCCCCCUACCGCUCCCCCCCCCCGCCCCCCAAUUCGCUAACUUGUGGCUGUUGUGAUGCGUAUUCCCGUAGAUCCCAGCACCAGCCGGAGGUUCAGCCCCCCCUCCAGCAGCCUGCAGCCCGGCAAGAUGAGCGAGGUCAGCCCGGUGGUGGUAGCCCAGCAGCAGCAGCAGCAGCAGCAGCAACAGGACGCGGCGGCCGCCGUGCCCCGGCUGCGCCCCCACGAUAACCGCACCAUGGUGGAGAUCAUCGCUGACCACCCCGCCGAGCUGGUCCGCACCGACAGCCCCAACUUCCUCUGCUCCGUCCUGCCCUCGCACUGGCGCUGCAACAAGACCCUCCCGGUGGCGUUCAAGGUGGUGGCCUUGGGAGAAGUGCCCGACGGGACAGUGGUGACUGUCAUGGCUGGAAACGAUGAGAACUACUCUGCAGAGCUGCGGAACGCUUCUGCUGUGAUGAAGAACCAGGUGGCCAGAUUUAAUGACCUACGAUUUGUGGGCAGAAGUGGAAGAGGGAAGAGCUUUACUUUGACAAUAACUGUCCUGACAAAUCCCCCACAAGUCGCUACAUACCACAGAGCUAUAAAGGUUACAGUGGAUGGGCCAAGAGAGCCAAGAAGGCACAGACAGAAGCUUGAUGACUCUAAACCUAGUUUGUUCUCUGAACGCCUCAGUGAUUUAGGGCGCAUUCCUCAUCCCAGUAUGAGAGUAGGGGUCCCGACCCAGAGCCCACGGCCCUCUCUGAACUCUGCACCAAGUCCUUUUAAUCCACAAGGACAGAGUCAGAUUACAGACCCCAGGCAGGCGCAGUCAUCCCCGCCAUGGUCCUAUGACCAGUCUUACCCAUCCUACCUGAGCCAGAUGACUUCGCCAUCCAUCCACUCCACAACUCCCCUGUCCUCCACUCGAGGCACGGGACUUCCAGCCAUUACCGAUGUGCCCCGACGCCUCUCAGGUGCUUCAGAGCUGGGCCCAUUUUCAGAUCCCAGGCAGUUCACAAGCAUUUCAUCCCUCACUGAGAGCCGCUUCUCCAACCCACGAAUGCACUAUCCAGCCACCUUUACCUAUACACCGCCAGUCACCUCAGGCAUGUCACUGGGUAUGUCCGCAACCACUCACUACCACACCUACCUACCACCACCCUACCCCGGCUCUUCCCAAAACCAAAGUGGACCUUUCCAGACCAGCAGCACUCCAUAUCUCUACUAUGGCACUUCGUCAGGAUCAUACCAGUUCCCCAUGGUGCCGGGAGGGGACCGCUCCCCUUCCAGGAUGCUCCCGCCGUGCACCACCACGUCCAACGGCAGCACCCUGCUAAACCCUAACUUGCCCACCCAGAGUGACGGGGUGGAGGCGGAUGGCAGCCACAGCAGCUCCCCAACCGUCUUGAAUUCUAGUGGCAGGAUGGAUGAGUCCGUUUGGAGGCCGUACUGAGAUUUCUUCCGUAGCCGGCCCGACCUCCGCAAGCCAAAAAAAAAAAAACCAAAAAAAACACCAAACCACCAAACGGUCGACUAACUAUGAAGUGCCUGCUUUUUGUUUUAUUUUUUUUUUAAAAAACAGAUUUUAACAAUAUGUGCAACUGUGUAGAUGGGAUGAUAAUGGCCAUAAAUAAUACAAGAGUUACCAACACACCACAACCCAUGUUUCAGAUUAUGUGAAUCAAAGCACAUAUUUGCUUUUUUUUUCCCCUUGGAACCAUUUUACCUUGUUUUGUAUUUAAAAUGUACUUUCUACACACACACACACAAAGAAAUUCAUCCCCUCAUUUUAUUUUCUUUUUUUUUUUUCUUUUUCUUUUUGGGAAUUUUUUUCCUCCUUUUUUUUUCCCCCCUAGAGUUUUGUAAUAACUAGUGAGUACUUUUGCCAACAAGGAGAGAACGGACUCCCUGGCUAUCAGGAGAAACAUGGUGAUGCAAGGCAAAGGCUACAUUCCCUUUUAUUUUAAUAAAAAAACAAAAUUAACCAUGAACUCCAGAUACAGUUGCAAUCAUACAACGUAUGGGACCCUCUCCACACCUGUAGUGCAAUUCACCUGGUUUGUAUUGGUGCACAUAAAAAGCAAAGAGCAAGUUGCUUCCAUUUUGCUAUGACCCAUUCAGACGAAAACAGCUGUCCCAAAAAACUCUGUCCAAGCCUUGCUGGGAAUAAUGGUUGGAAUUUCUCUGUGUUCAUUGCUUUUUUGGUUUGUUUUUGGGUACUUAAAGAGAAUGAGUUUUCAAGUUAGGUGAGCCAACCCCGGGGUUUCCUUUUUGCUUUUAUAUCCGUUCGUUUUGCCUUCGAUUAGCCAAAAACCAAAUAUAACAACCAAAACCUUGAAAAGCAAAAAAACAAAAUGUUAUUACUUAUGCAAAAUAUGAGAAUGGCAAUAUAUAUUACUAGAGCCAAAAUGGUAUACAUAGUAUUUGUGUUCGGCUAUGUUCUUUUUUAUUUUUUUUAAAUUAUAAAUGUAUAAAAUUUGAGUUUGUUUGCUAACAUGAAUCAUCAUUUAAUUUUAAAAGAAUAUUUAUAAUUAUUUAAUGACAUUUGGACCCUUUAAACGUUUCUUAAUGUAAUGAUAUAUUGACUUCGGUCUCUAAAAGUGUUUUUGUUUUUUUUUUUUUUUUAUUAUUACAUUUCUGCAAUAGUGUAAACCUCAGACCUUUACCCAACUCUGAAAAGCAGUUCCAGUGUGAACCAGUUUACAAUGUGACUUAAAAACAGCAAACCCAACCUAAAUGCAUCCACAUCAAAUGAUUUUGGAUGUAGGAUCUUUUUUUAUAUAACUUAUGAAGGAAAUAUUGUGUUUAAAAUAUUUUUAUUAGCUGUCUGGUUGCCUUCAACACAGUCUUGCCUUUUAAUCAGUAGUUGUGGAGACACUGGAAAAAUGGUAGGAAGGAUGAAAUAUUUUCCACCCUUCCUCUAAUUUCUUCUUCUCCAAGGAUUUUUUUCUCAGAACUUCAAAAUUUGAAAAGAUUCAUAUUUAAAAUGGUCUAUUUUGACAGAAUAAUUUAGAUUUCAACAUUUUUUUUCCCCCCCAAAGAAAAAUCAAAACCAUUUCAAAGCCCAUAUUUUGCAAAUGAUGAAUUGUUAAAUAUCUCAGAAAUGGGAUUAAGGGAGAAAUGGUGAAACAUUUUCCCCUCCCCUUGCAAUUUCAGCCCACUCAGUGGAAUUAAAAGGUUUCAAACUUGAGACAGAAACUGCCUGGUAGCGAGUCACCACCCGUUAGCAUUAAAUGCGGGAGCCGUGCGGGUGCUGUGGUGGCUCUGAAGCUGAUGUGGCUGUUGCCAUGUUAGAGGGACAAGGGCACAAGGGCAGCAAUACUCCCCUCUGCCCACACAGAGGACACAAACUCACCUCCAAAGCCACCCUGGGGCUCCCAGGGGUGGUAUGAGCACAGCAGGUUGCACCCAAACCCCAACCUGUCCAUGGCCAUCCUACCUGGCAGAGAGGCCCCAGUUUUGGCCAGCCCAGGGCUGCCACGGCAAGCAGGGAGGUGACAUGGCAUUGGCUGGACGUGGUGGGAGCUGAGCCACCCUCCCCACGCUCUCCCCAGGCAGGUGUUAAGCCUGGCUUAGUGGGAUGUUCAGCACGUGCCAGUGGGCCUGGCCAAAGCUCCCUCCCUCAGUCACGGCUGCCCGCAGCCUCCUCCAAGCUGCUCCUUGGGUGAUCUUUGGCUGCCUCCAAAGUAUGGUAGUAAACCAACGCUGGGCACAGCCACACAGAGCCAGACACCACCCUCACUGCUCGUUAGCAGCGAAGCUGUUAAACGAGCUGCCAUUAGCAUGGUACGUCCCCCCAAUCUGCGUGAUGACGUGCCCUUAAAAAUAAUAAAUUAAUAAAGUCUUUGCCUUCUAAAGGUUGUAUACCAAGUAUGCUUAAAGUAUAAGUAAGACACUUUGUUUUUCUUCUAAUACUUAGUUUUCCUUCAAAGAUGGAAGCUGUAAUUGAUUCUAUUUAUUGUUGGUUUGUGGUAGCUUGAAGCAUACCACUGUCCAUUUAUUUGUAACUGUAAAGUAACGUUUGUUAGUCUCAGCAGCACUUAAAAAACCAGUGUCUGGUUACACAUUUCAGUUUUGUGUUUUGUUUAGUAAGCAAGAGAAAAAGAGAUGUACUGCCAGUGCAAGCUGUUUCCUAUUUAAUAAAAGGUACUAUAUUUGUACAUUAUUUGUUAUUGCUGAGAAGGGCUUUUUAAGGUUUACUGUAUGCAUAUUAAGUAAUUUUUAGGGUGCUUUUGUGUUGAAAUGUUGUUAAGAGUGGCUGCAGGCAGCAACCCAGAUUUUCUUUUUUUUUUUCCUUAAGACUUUGUUGUAAAAUUCAAGCACUUGGUUUUUGUUUCUGGAUAAAUCCAGCACAGACCAGACUUUUGUUUUGCCCAAUACCGACAGGACUCUGUUUGUGUCCCCGCGGUUUUUCAACUGGACCUUUAGGGACAAACGUUGAAAACGUUUUCUCCGCCCAGUCGAGGUGCGCGUGCCUGAUCCAGUCGAUCCUUGCCCUCGUCUGACCUGGCUCUGCCUGCUUGAGAUAGGAAGGAAAGGAUUUUCUAAGCACCUGUGGACAGAGGAGCACCAGCUCUUUGAUUUUCAGUAGAUCCCCAUGCUCCUGAACCCUCCUGGUGCCUUUGGAAAAUCUGUCCUGGUAUAUCCCUGGUCAUGGAGGGAGUCGUACAGGCUGAGGCAGAGAUGCUCAUCAGAGCUUUCAGAAAAUGCUUUCAAGUUCACUUGGAAAUGCUCUUGAAUCAGAUUUACAGACCCAACCGGUGCUAUGUAGUGAAUCAUAUCAACUUAUCUGAGCUUUUGUGAGGUGCUUGGCAUCACAGAACAGAGUUUUCUCAAAGGUACGACGGCCCUUCCCUUCGGGCAGUGGCAAUCUUUGGCACUGGUCACAGAUUUAAAGAAAAGAAAUUGCCUUUUUUUUAACUUCCAGCUCUCUUAUCCUACCAAAGACUUAUUCCAGCACAACAGGCACAAUGUCCCUUUUGCAAAAUGGAGGAUUAAAUCCUCCUGUCUCUCCUUCUAAGGGUAACCAGAUCGGGUGCAGUGGGUCGGGACAGAAGAGUAAAGCAAAUUAUUUAUCCGACAGCAUCAUUCACCUGGCAUUUAUCGUUUCCUUUAAAAGCCCAGCUGCUGUGUCUUUCUUAGCAUUGAACCUUUGUUGCCAGCAGUCCCCUGAGCAAAGAUUUACCAGUUUCCACAGGUACCAUCUGGAAUGGGGAGAAUUUUGCACUUUCACCCUGAGCAAAGCAAGGCUCAGCCCCAGGCUGGGCUGCAGCAGCAGCAAGCCAUGAGCAAAAGCAAUAAUUAAACUUGGAUCAGCCAUGAGCUCAAAGAAGCCCCAUUCUAUGCCCCCCCUGAAUUUCUUGUUGUUUUUAAAUAGAAUGCAUUUCAGUUUAACAUUUUCUGAAAACUUUUUUAGAUGUUUGUUUACUUCCAUGUUUACAGAUAACUCUUUGCUUUUUUUUAAUGCAGUACUUUUAAGUAUAUCAGCCAAAACCAUACUUUUACAGUAACUUUAGGUAAUAUGAGCGACAUUCCAAUUUUUUUGUUGUUAAAUAUGCUUUACCAAUCUUGAAUUUCUGCUGGAACAAAAUAUUUGUAGCAUUUUGUGUAAAUACAAGCUUUAAUUUUUUAUUUUUUCAAAUGCUGUCACCCAAGAUUUGCUUUUCAUGCACAUAUUGUACAAACACACUCUGCUUUAUGCCACAGACAAUGAUUGUGGAUCAGUUUACUUCAACUUCAAAGGGACUAUUUGUAUUGUAUGUUGCAACUGUAAAUUGAAUUGUUUGGCAUUUUCUCAUGAUUGUAAUAUUAAUUUGAAGUUUUAAUUUCAUUUUCAAUAA